AUGGCCCGCAAGAAGGUGCCCCUCCGCUACAUUGGCAACUCAACACAGCGCCAUACUUAUGUGACGCGCCGCAACAGCCUGAUGAAGAAGGCGGGCGAGUUGGGCAUCCUGUGCAACACCAAGAUCUGCAUGCUGGUGUAUGAUGAGGGUGCCGCGUCGCCGGACGUUUACCCAUCCCACAUGGAGGCGGUGGCUAUCCUGAAUAGGUACAAGAACAUGCCGGACAUGUCGCGGUUCAAGAAGGAGAUCCGCAAGAGCCUCGCAGAGCGCAUAGCAAAUACCAGCGGGCAGCCGCCGAUCUUCCAGCUCCAAGCGCAAUACGUCACCGGCGGUGUCGACAUGGGGCCUCCGUCGAUGGACCAGGUGCCGCCACAGCAGGAGGGCUGGCAGCCAGAGGUCUUCCAGGCCCAGGCACCACGGGUCACGAGCAACGUCGACAUGGGGUAUCUGCCAACAUAUCAGGUUCCGCCUCAACAGCAACAAGGCUGGCAGCCACAGGUCUUUCGGCCCCAGGCGCCAUACGUCAUCGGCAAUGUCGACAUGGGGCCUCCGCAGAUGUAUCAUGUGCCGCUGCAGCAGCACGGCUGGCAGCCACCGACCUUCCAGCCCCAGGCGUCAUAUAGGUCCGAGGGGGCCAGCGCAUUGCUCUACAAUGCUAACGGUACUGGUGGCCACGACGGCGCCGGUACUAGCUCUAGCGUCGGCUUCCCCAUGGAUGAUCUGAUGCAGUUCUUCAACAAUAUGAGAUCCGGGUUGAAGUGA
Molecule: messenger RNA, 762 nt
Organism: Triticum dicoccoides
Lineage: Eukaryota; Viridiplantae; Streptophyta; Magnoliopsida; Poales; Poaceae
Exons: 3
Coding region: 1-762 (253 amino acids)
Biological process (GO): positive regulation of transcription by RNA polymerase II
Molecular function (GO): cis-regulatory region sequence-specific DNA binding; DNA-binding transcription factor activity, RNA polymerase II-specific; protein dimerization activity
Source: RefSeq, a predicted model, not a curated record